AUGCCAUCCAGAGCUGAUAACACAACUUUCGGCUAUACUUACCAUCUACCGGCUGGAGGAUGGUCUGCCAAAAUACGCAACGCAUUGUCACAGUUUUCUGACAUAUUCAGCGAGUUUGACAAAUAUAUAGCGCCUGCCUACCACCAUGACAGGUGUGAACGGUCAGUUCAAAUGAGGCUCUAUACAAUGCAUAAACGAGAAUUUGUAAUGGUUUUUAUAACGUUUUUCACUUGUUUUGGAUUAGGCAUAUUUGUUGGUCUUGCAGGUCCUCCCAUAACCUUAACCACCGAAGUAGAUGGAGUCUCUUUACUGCCAAAAAAUAACAACACCAACCCCAAUAUAAAUAAAAAUAUAGCGACGGGACCGUUUAUUAUGAAAACGCCGAAAUUAUCGACAUAUUCUCAGCAGUUGUGGAUUAUUGCUAAAUUGUCUACAGAAAACACAGAUGGUGAAAUAAUAGACAAGAAGUUCAAAAUAUCUGUGGGCAUAUCAGGCUUAACUGAGGAACAUAAACCGGUCACUGUUCUGGAUUUUAAUGCAAAUAAUAGAACAAGGCACCUAAAAUGUGAAAAACAACAUUGUGAUGAAUUCAUAGUGCUGCAUUUGGGCUUUUUAGAUUAUACACAUUAUAUUAUAACAGUCAAUUUCUACGGGCUGGAAGCAUUCCAUUCAAGAUACAAUAUCAACGAGUUAUUUUUCUAUUUUAAAACCUACAAUCCAGGAUUUACUCAGAUUGAGAUAUGGUUCAGAUUUAUAUUUUUGGUAUUCACUUUCGUAGUAACGUGCUGGUAUCAACAUACUUUAAGAAAGUACCCAAUGUAUGAUUGGUCAAUUGAGCAAAAGUGGAUGUCUAUUUUGUUACCAAUGUUGAUGGCAUAUGACAACCCAGUAUUUCCAAUGUCUUUCCUGAUAAACUCGUGGAUUCCCGGCAUGAUCGACGCCAUGGCUCAAGCUACAUUCCUGUGUGCGUUACUUUUGUUCUGGCUGUGCAUUUAUCACGGGCUAAGACAGAAUGAAAGACAUUUUUUGACAUUUUAUCUGCCAAAAGUCUUUAUUGUGGCUAUGCUAUGGUUCCCUGCCAUAAUAUUAUCAACAUGGGAUAGGAUAAAUGAACUAGAAGAUCCAACCUACAACCAUGUCGUAGAUACAUCUAACUUUUAUAUUGUUAAAGCAUUUUUCUACAUUUUUGGAGUCGUAUAUUUAUUGUAUUUAUCAAUUUUGAUAUUGAGGGCUUAUACAGAAUUAAGAUCGAUGCCGUUUUUUGGUCUUCGAUUGAAAUUUUUAACCUUAUUAAUGUUGGUGGUACUGAUAAUAAGCUGCGUCAUAACAGUACUGAGAUUUGGUGUGGGCGUUUUGGAAGACAACUUUGUUGCACAACUGUCAACGCACUAUAGUAAUUCUUCUCAGUUUAUGUCGUUCUAUGGAUUAUUAAAUUUCUACCUAUAUGCAAUGGCAUACGUGUAUUCCCCAGGAAACAGAAACAUACACGAUAUUGGUAUAACAAAAGAUAACCCAGCAUUCUCCAUGAUCAACGACUCAGAUGAAGACGUCAUCUAUGGAUCAGACGAAGAAAGUAGACGGCCAUUAAACAGAUCGAGAAAUGACGACGACAGUGAUUAG
Molecule: messenger RNA, 1620 nt
Organism: Diabrotica balteata
Lineage: Eukaryota; Metazoa; Arthropoda; Insecta; Coleoptera; Chrysomelidae
Source: the annotation of a GenBank genome assembly